AUGGCUGGCUGCAAACAUCACCAGUUCAAAGAUUAUCCGGAGCCCAGAAAAGGGCCUGAUCUGCCGCCCAAUUAUGACCGGAAGCCCAACCCGGCACUUCGCGGGGUUAUCUUAAGUGUUGGCGCAUGGCUGCUGGACUGGUUGUGGUUCUUGCCGCAGAUAAUCUGGUCGAACGCGGGUUUUGGAUCUCUCCGGACGAUCCGGUCCCACCUGGAUUACAUCGAGCCUCGUUAUGACCCAACUGUUGUCCCUCUGAAGGGCAACAGUGAUGAAAAUCCCGAUGGUUCUGUCGCGGACACGGUGUCGGCACCUCCAGUCAAAUAUCCUACUAAAUACUACUCGGUCGCGGAUUACCAUGCGCUCUACAAAUCGGGAGAAUUGACACCCAUUGCGGUCGUCAAGGGACUCCUCCCGUUGAUCCGACGCGGUUUGUCCACUCCUGGUAAACAUUCAGUUGCAUUUGUCGACAGCCGAGUCGACUUGGUUCUUGCUGCAGCUGAGGAGUCUACCCGUCGUUACAGAGAAGGGCGACCGCUCGGCUUGUUCGACGGUGUUCCUGCCGCGGUGAAAGAUGAGUUCGAUCUCGAUGGCUACCGGACUAACAUGGGCUCAUUGAAUGACUACACCCUUGAGCCAAAAUCGGACGAUCCGUCCAUCACCAAUUGGUGCAUUAGACAGCUGGAGAAAGCUGGAGCGAUCGUAGUGGGAAAGGUCUCAAUGCAUGAGUUCGGACUUGAUACUACUGGAAAUAAUAUUCACUAUGGCACUCCGCCAAACCCAUAUCAUCCGGACUACUACACCGGUGGAAGUUCCUCCGGAUGUGCUUACGCCGUGAGCACAGGUUUAGUUCCCAUUGCGCUAGGCACGGAUGGUGGAGGAAGUGUCCGUAUCCCGUCGUCCUUCUGCUCCGUCGUGGGAUUAAAGCCGACUCAUAACCGACUGUCGCAUUACCCAAGCGUCAACUACGCCAGUACGACCAGCGUGAUUGGACCUCUCGCCGCAGACAUUCGCUCUCUCGCUGAAGCAUACCGCGUUUUCGCCACACCGGGUCCAGAUACACCAUUCCCAGCCCCAGGCCCCCUCUCACUCACCCCAUCAACUAGAGGAAAGAAAAUCCUCGGUAUCCCAGAAGUAUGGUUCUCCCGAUCAACCCCAGAUGUGCAACGUCUCUGCCGUUCCCUUCUAGACAAACUCGUCACCGAGAAAGACUACACCAUUGUUCCAAUCGACAUCCCCUUCCUCGUCGAAGGCCAGACAGCCCACGCCAUGACCAUCUUAGCCGACGGUGCUGCUCUACUCCCCGAUACGACUAACAUCACCGCCCCCAACCGCAUUCUCCUGACCCUGGGCCGCACCACUCCCGCCACUGAUUACCUUCUCGCGCAGAAACUUCGUCGACUUCUGAUGCAGCAUCUGGCUGCCCUUUGGCAGGAAUUUCCGGGUAUGAUCAUCGUGACGCCGACUACUGCGUGUGCGGGUUGGCCCGUUGUAUCCAAGUCGGAGUUGAAAUGGGGACUUAGUGAUGGGGACCGUACGUUGAAGGCUAUGGAGUAUGUUUGGUUGGCGAACUUUACUGGCAUUCCUGCGAUUAGUGUCCCGGCGGGAUAUGCGGAUCCAGAGGGUAAGCAUAGUACCGAGGGAACAGUUCCCGUGGGGCUAAUGGGAAAUGGAGAAUGGGGUAGUGAAGAGCAGUUGUUGCAGUGGGGUUUGGAGGCCGAGGAACUUGGGGCGGACUUGCGCGAGAGGCCUCCGAUCUGGGAGGAUGUCAUUCAGAGGGCUAAGUGGGUUGGUUCUAGCAGUGGGUCUCAAGAAACUGCAUGA
Aspergillus oryzae RIB40 is the source of this 1821-nucleotide messenger RNA. Its product is annotated as amidase. The record is from RefSeq and is a predicted model, not a curated record. Gene Ontology annotation, molecular function: catalytic activity. Bases 1 to 1821 code for a protein of 606 amino acids. Lineage: Eukaryota; Fungi; Ascomycota; Eurotiomycetes; Eurotiales; Aspergillaceae. The transcript has 4 exons.